UGCUAAUUCAUUUGAAAAUAUCUGAAAGGAAUCAUAAUGAGUCAACGCUACAGUUCUAUAAAUCUGUUAGUUUUGUUCAGUUACUAUUUUCAUUCUGAAAGUUAAUUUGCACCAACUGGAUUUACUUCAGACAUCAUUUAAUUGUUGAUAUUCAAAAUAAACGUUUCAGAUGGUCAGUACUGCAAAAAUCUUGAGUUGACAAUUAGUGCCAAUAUGACGUAAUUUCUUCCAAAGUUAAUUAUAGAUUUCUUAAUUUGAUCAAUUUCUUAUUCUUGACUAAUCUAGUCAAACUAUUUUCAGAUACCUGCACUGGUCAUGUGGUGAAGCAGAUUUUAUGUCAAAACGGCCUGCCAUAGAACCACGUGACUCAGCCCCGCGCCUUAACUCCAGCUCUGACGUCGCUUCUGGAAGCGGGACUUUUCCUGCUCUUAUUUUGAAGUGAAGAGCGGAAAUUGGGUGUGUUUGGGUCGGAGCGGAGCGGGAGCUGCGGGACACGAGCCGCUGAGAGAGGGGCGCGAGACACAAACACCAACAGGUAAACAACAACAACAGCAGCAGCCAAUCAGAGCCGCCGGGUGCGCCCAGGCCCCGCCCACUCAGGAUGGACAGAGGAAGUCCCGCCUCCGACUCACUUCCUGUUCCCACUGACCCGGUCCGGAUGGAUCCAGACUCUCAGAACCAGGAGGCGGUUCUGAGAGUCUGCCUAUCCAGGUCACCAGAACCAACAGAACCUCCUUCAAGCCCACAAUCAACCGGACCAGAACCUCCUGGUUCUGAGCAGACGGAACCAGGAGGUUCUGGUCCGGUUGAUUGUGGGCCAGAACCAGCGCCAGAAACAAGUUUCCGCCCAGUUCUCCAGAACCCAGAAGGCUCUACAGAUCAAGCUGAGGAGGAACCCGGUUCUGAUCCAUCUGAGGUUCUGACUGCCGGACCAGAGGAACCUAGAGUCCCCGACGCUGCAGGUGAGCCCAGGCUGUGCGGCUUCCUGCAGAAGCAGGCGGGGCCCCUGAGGGCCUGGAAGCGGCGUUGGUUCAGCUACGAACAGAACCAGAACCAGCUUUUCUACUUCCGCUCACCGCAGGACGUGGCGCCGCUGGGCCAGAUCCGACUCAGCGGCGCCACCUUCACCUGUCCGCUGAACGCCGAGAGCGGCACCUUCCACAUCCAGACGCCCGAACGCACCUUCAUCCUCAAGGCGGUGAGUCAGGAGCUGAUGCUCUACUGGCUGCAGCAGCUGCAGGUGAAGCGGUGGCAGCACCGUGACACAUCUACUGGACCGGACCGGACCAACACCAACAACCUGACAGCAGACGACUUCCUGCCGAGGCAGCAUGGUCCUGUGGGCCUGGUGGGGGAGGCGGCGGCCAUCGCUCCGGCCCAGCGCUCGAUGCUCGCCAGUGUCUCCAUCAAACACCCGCUCAUCCAGUUCCAGAACUCGGUCCACAGUCUGAGGAAGAGAACAUCUCAGGACUCCAGUCAGAGCUCAGUGUUCUACGUCAAUGAUCUGCCUUGGACCGGAACCGGGCCGGAGGACGGCGGCGCCCCCGCAGAUGCCCCUGCGGCCGACCCCGCAGGUCAGAGGUCGGCGUCUCCGUCCCGCAGCUGGAGGUCCAAGUCCCGGGUCUCGUCCUCCGUGUUGGACCCCUGUGGGGACGCGGCGUCCUCAGAGCGGACGUCCCGCCUGCAGCAGGAGAAGCAGAUGCUGAUGAAGGAGGUCGAGGCUCAGAAGGAGCUGGUCUGGAUCCUCCAUAAGGCGCUGGAGGCGUCGCAGCUGGAGAAGCGCAGCUGCAGUGAGUUCCUGGCGGCGCAGGACGAGCGGCGGCGCCUGGAGCUGCUGCGGCACGGCGAGCGGCUGGCGGCGGACCUGAGGGCCCGGCUGGACGGCGCCAAGAUGGAGGCCGAGGUGCUGAGGCGGCGCCUGGACGACAGAGACGCUCAGCUGGCUGAGCUGCAGGAAGAGGUCAGGCUGCUGGAGGAGAAGAACGCAGCCAAGCAGCAGGUGAUCAUGAAGCUGACUGAUCAGGUGACCUCCUGCCUGUCGGACCCUCGGCACCCGGACUCCUCUGGACCCGCCCAGAACCAGAACCCUCAGAACCACAAGCAGCUCCAGCAGCAGAUGGACAAUCUCAAGGACGACUUGGCGGCGUAUCAAACCCAGAACCGGUUCCUGAACUCAGAGAUCUACCAGCUGACCAAACUCUGGAGGAAAAGCUCCGAGCAGGAGAGGAGCCUGAUGGUGAAGUGUGCGUACCUGGAGGCCACCAACUGCCAGAUGGAGAGCCGCUACCUGGGCGUCCUGCGGAGUCUGCAGGAGGCCAAAGCUCUGGCUCCGGAGCAGCAGGAGGCCGUGCAGCGGCUGAUCCAGGACGCCCUGGGCGGAGAGGCGAAGGGCGUGGUGAAGCUGAGCGCGGACAGGGAUCAUGACGAGUACGGCUUUAAGAUCGUCCCCGACUACGAGGUGGAGGACAUGAAGCUGCUGGCCAAGAUCCAGGCACUGGAGAUCCGUGGCCACAGCCUGCUGCAGCAGGACAGCAUGGAGCGCCCCCUGCUGGCCCGCUGGGCGCAAUACCUGGCCGGCCGCUCAGAGGACGACCUGUGUCCGUCUCCAGAGCUCAAGGCUCUGCUACGCUCCGGCAUCCCUCAGCAGUACCGACGGAGAGUGUGGCGCUGGCUGGUCCGGACCAGAACCAGAACUGUCUGGGAGCGCCACCCCCAGCGGUACCAGCAGCUGUGCGAGAAGAGCCAGACGUCGCCGCACCCGGCCUGCAGGCAGAUCCAGCUGGACCUGCACAGAACCCUGACCACCAAUCAGAACUUCUCCUCACCCUCAAGCCCCGCCCUCCAGCAGCUGCGCCGCGUCCUGCUGGCGUUCUCCUGGCAGAACCCGGCGGUCGGCUACUGCCAGGGGCUUAACAGGCUGGCGGCCAUCGCCCUGCUGGUGCUGCAGAGCGAGGAAGACGCCUUCUGGUGCCUGGUGGCGCUGGUGGACGCCAUCAUGCCUCAGGACUACUACACCAAGAACCUGCUGGCCUCUCAGGCUGACCAGCGGGUCCUGAAGGACUUCAUGGCAGAGAAACUCCCCCGGCUGGCGGCGCACCUGGAGAGUCACAGGGUCGACGUGUCGCUGGUCACCUUCAACUGGUUCCUGGUCGUCUUUGUGGAGAGUCUGCCCAGCGACAUCCUGCUGCCGCUGUGGGACGCAUUCCUGUACGAGGGCUCCAAGGUGAUCUUCAGGUACGCUCUGGCUCUGUUCAAGUACAAAGAAGACGACUUGCUGAAGAUCCACGACAGCGUGGAGAUCUACCAGUACCUGCGCUUCUUCACCAAGACCGUCACCGACAGCAGGAAGUUGGCGGCCAUCGCUUUCUGCGACAUGAACCCGUUCCCGCGGCGCCUGCUGAGGAACCGCCGCGUACUGCACCUGGAGCGCCUGCAGGGGGAGCUGCAGGAGCUGGAGGAGCAGCAGAAGGAGUUUGUGACGGAGAGCGCCCAGCGGAAAGACAAGGAGCUGGACCCGGCCAGUGAAGAUGAUGAGGAGCUUUAAUGAGAGGGAGCGUCACGGACAGUUACCAUGGUAACCGCUCCCUGGUUUGCUCCCCUGGACUUAGACAUUGUUAUCAAAGCUGUAAAUAAAUGUUCUGCAGGUUUAAAUCCCUGUUUCUUCAUUAAACCAGAACACUUCUUGUUUUUAUCAGGUCAACAACAGUAACUAACAGAAGCUAACCCAUAUGUGACAUAACUUCAGGAAUUAUCUAA
Molecule: messenger RNA, 3756 nt
Organism: Poecilia latipinna (sailfin molly)
Lineage: Eukaryota; Metazoa; Chordata; Actinopteri; Cyprinodontiformes; Poeciliidae
Gene: tbc1d2
Product: TBC1 domain family, member 2
Exons: 18
Coding region: 602-3544 (980 amino acids)
Biological process (GO): regulation of GTPase activity
Molecular function (GO): GTPase activator activity; small GTPase binding
Source: RefSeq, a predicted model, not a curated record